Molecule: messenger RNA, 607 nt
Organism: Leguminivora glycinivorella
Lineage: Eukaryota; Metazoa; Arthropoda; Insecta; Lepidoptera; Tortricidae
Exons: 4
Coding region: 143-463 (106 amino acids)
Source: RefSeq, a predicted model, not a curated record
AGCCAGAUCCGCAAACGAGUACUAGCGUCGCCCGCCCUUAUAAAGGCUUGAGCGCUGCGCUCCGCCCAAACAGUCUCACGGGCUUACGCGCGCCGCUACCAUUAAACUGUUGUGUUGCACAGGACAGUGUGAUGUGCCAGCGAUGAUGAGCGUGGCGUUGCUGCUGAUAGCGCUGGCGUGCUCGGUCAUCGACGCUGCGCCCGCGCCGCUCUACGAUAAUUCAGAGGAGGUAGUGAUACCCCAAAAGAGAGCUGCACUAGUGUUGGACCGAAUACUGAUAGCAUUGCAGAAGGCCCUGCACGAGCCUCCUGCAGACCCCUACGACGGCCCACACGCUUCGCCGCUGCGAGUUCCUUCCUACCUAGACUCCGACAUGAGCGCCCUCCAGCGACGGGGGCAGGCGGGCACCGCCGGCCGCGGCCGGGUCCUGCGGUGUUACUUCAACGCAGUCACAUGCUUCUAACACUAUGUAUAUAUAACAUCAUAUCCAGUCUUUAACAUCAUUUACUCUAGCUUUAUUUCCCUCACAAUAUAUUUGAUACGAAUUUCUCCAUUGUAACUAAAAGUAUUUUCUUGUUAAUCAUUAUGUAAUAAACGUUAUUGCCUG